Molecule: messenger RNA, 615 nt
Organism: Gongylonema pulchrum
Lineage: Eukaryota; Metazoa; Nematoda; Chromadorea; Rhabditida; Gongylonematidae
Source: the annotation of a GenBank genome assembly
AUGAAGAACUUAAAUCCAAGUGUGCAUCCAAGUGGCUUGGAAAUCCAAGUGGUUUGGAAAUCCAAAUGGCUUGGAAAUCCAAGUGGCUUGGAAAUCGCGGGCUCUAUUCAUGGCUCUUGAGUCAGCCCAAAUCCGGCAUACGGUUGCGUAUUCAACGAAGAAGCUACGCGCCAGGUGCUUUCAUCGUUUGGAUUGGAUGAUUUUAAAUCUGCUGAGCUUUACGGACGGGAAAUGAGCCGUCCAUUCUUUGGCAUUGUCAACGAUCUAAGAGCUAUUGCACGCAUGCAGUAUCCACAGCAACCACCACGUGGUGGUCCUCGCCCUUUGAACAUGCUCUCAGUCAUGUGGAACCAUCCAAACGCGAAUGCGUCGACGUACAGAGUUUCCGACAUUUCUUCGGACGGUCUGGCUGGAGCAUUCCGCAAUCAAAUGAAAGUUAACUUAUCGGCGGCGAAGCGCGCCAAUGACGCGCAGAUGGGUGACGGAAUUGCACAGCCAUCGAACGAGCCACGCAGUCUGCCGCAUCUCUUGACCGAUGCGAUUUUACCUGGCAACAAUGAACAGAUGCUUCUUCAUUUCGGAGGCGGUGAUGCGCCAAGCAAACGUCACAAUUAA